AUGAAACUGUUAAAAGGGUCAAAUAGUGGGAGCAUAAAGCUACGAGUUAAGCCGUUCUUUCUUGAAACUGGACCCACAAAAGUUGAGAAAGAAGAAGAAGAAGAAGAAGAAGAAGAAGAAGAAGAAGAAGAAGAAGAAGAAGAAGAAGAAGAAGAAGAAGAAGAAGAAGAAGAAGAAGAAGAAGAAGAAGAAGAAGAAGAAGAAGAAGAAGAAGAAGAAGAAGAAGAAGAAGAAGAAGAAGAAGAAGAAGAAGAAGAAGAAGAAGAAGAAGAAGAAGAAGAAGAAGAAGAAGAAGAAGAAGAAGAAGAAGAAGAAGAAGAAGAAGAAGAAGAAGAAGAAGAAGAAGAAGAAGAAGAAGAAGAAGAAGAUGAUAGAGAAGAAGAAGAAGAUGAUGAAGAAGAUGAUGAAGAAGAUGAUGAAGAAGAUGAUGAAGAAGAUGAAGAAGAAGAUGAAGAAGAAGAAGAAGAAGAAGAAGAAGAAGAAGAUGAAGAAGAAGAAGAUGAAGAUGAAGAAGAAGAAGAUGAAGAUGAAGAUGAAGAAGAUGAAGAUGAAGAAGAAGAAGAUGAAGAAGAUGAAGAAGAAGAAGAUGAAGAAGAUGAAGAAGAUGAAAAACGCAAACGCAAUAUAGUGGAGGUAUUCUCUUAA
Molecule: messenger RNA, 645 nt
Organism: Sphenostylis stenocarpa
Lineage: Eukaryota; Viridiplantae; Streptophyta; Magnoliopsida; Fabales; Fabaceae
Source: the annotation of a GenBank genome assembly